Molecule: messenger RNA, 918 nt
Organism: Linnemannia hyalina
Lineage: Eukaryota; Fungi; Mortierellomycota; Mortierellomycetes; Mortierellales; Mortierellaceae
Source: the annotation of a GenBank genome assembly
AUGGCCGCCGAUACCAUCCAUACCAAAGAGACCUUCACCACAACCACUUCCUCGACUGAAAACAUCGCCACCCAGGUCCAGGCCCUCGACAUCAAGAACCCCCAUAACCACCACCAACACCAUCACCAUCUCCUGCACAAGUACAACACCGCCAAAACCGACGAGACUGACGAUGAAGAUGACGACUCAUGCUGCGCUCGUUCCCCUGUUACUCUGGGACCUAGCCCCUCGGUCGCCAAGGAACACGGCCUUGCUCGUUUGAUCAAGAACAACCGUGCCUGGUCCAAGGCCAUCAAGGAGCGUCAACCGGAUUUCUUUGAGAAGUGCUCCCAGGGUCAGCAGCCCAAAGUCUUCUGGAUCGGAUGCUCUGAUUCUCGUGUCCCCGAGAACGAACUUCUUCAACUCGCACCAGGAGAAGUAUUCACACACAGGAACAUCGCAAACGUCGUCGUGAGCACAGAUCUGAACUGCCUCUCCGUCCUCCAGUACGCAGUCGAGGUCCUCAAGGUCGAACACGUGGUAGUCUGUGGCCACUACGGCUGCGGAGGUGUUGCCGCCGCCCUGGGUGACCACUCCUAUGGCCUCAUCGAUCACUGGCUCGGAAACAUCAAGGAAGUCAAGGCCCAACACCAGGAUAACCUCGACCAGAUCCUUGACCAGGAAGAGAAAUGUCGCGCUCUGGUUGAGAUUAACGCCAGGAACUCGGUCUUGACGGUCGCAAAGUCACCGAUCAUGAAGGCUGCGUGGGAAAGAGGGCAGAAGGUUGAGAUUGUCGGAUUGGUGUAUGAUAUACAGACGGGCUUGUUGGGAGAGUUAGGAUACCAUCUUAAGAGCGCGGAGGAUCUGAAGGCACAGUUGAGUGUUGAUUCCAGUACCCUCUUUGCAGCACGUGAUACCGUCGCCAUCACUCGCUCUUAA